AUGUACAAUUCCGAAGAGCCACUGUACAAUGUUGUAUGGUUGAUUACCAGAAGGGAUUGGUGUAUGGUUGAUAAUUUGAUCUACUGCCUUAAUAUGAAAGGGAGUAUAUAUUGGUGUGAGCCAGAUGAGUUGGAUUUGCGUGAGCCAGAUGGGAUGAUGGAUACAAAGGAGGUCAAGGGUUUGGGCCCUCUCAAAUGGAGUCUCUUUCGUUCCAGAGUGAUCCACUUUGGUGAGCAUUUACGUCAUCGGUGGGAGGUUGAUAAGAUCAAGCAUGGUAUAACCCCCCAAACGAAGCCCAUGUUUAGUAUAAGCCACGAGUUGGAAGAUUUACUUCCAGGGGCAAGACUGAGCAACUCUGGUGGUGGGAAUAUUAUGCCUUUCUGGGACAUCAUUGAGGGGGAUCACCUCGAGAUUUGGUGUGCAGAGAUCUCUUUGGAGAGACGCCAAGGAGGCGAUGUUUGGGGCAACAUUGAAUGGUCUAAUGCUGUCAUGAUCAUUGAUCCUUUCUUAGAUCGUUAUAAGGUUUUGUAUUCUGCUUCUGUAACUCUCUGA
Capsella rubella is the source of this 552-nucleotide messenger RNA. Its product is annotated as putative F-box/kelch-repeat protein At3g24610. The transcript has a single exon. The record is from RefSeq and is a predicted model, not a curated record. Lineage: Eukaryota; Viridiplantae; Streptophyta; Magnoliopsida; Brassicales; Brassicaceae. Bases 1 to 552 code for a protein of 183 amino acids.